Molecule: messenger RNA, 2295 nt
Organism: Struthio camelus australis
Lineage: Eukaryota; Metazoa; Chordata; Aves; Struthioniformes; Struthionidae
Product: transmembrane protein 17A-like
Biological process (GO): non-motile cilium assembly
Cellular component (GO): ciliary transition zone
Source: RefSeq, a predicted model, not a curated record
AAAGGUGUUCUCAGCCAAAACCCACUCAGUGAGGGACACAGUAGCCCGCUACAAUGCAGGGCAAGGUUAGGUGUGAUGUCGCCAUCAUAAGGCACUGCAAGCAGAAGGCAAAGAAUACUGGAUUGAACCACUAGAGUUAAACAAUCAGUUUUUGUAUAUCAGCCCCAGCAUCUGGGGCUGCCUGCAAGAAUCCUCACAUCAGAAACCUGCCAUCUUGCACAGACAGCAACUCAAUGACUAGCACAUCCCAUAGAGACAAUGCUUUUGGGGGAACAAGUUAGCAUCUGGCAGAGAUGUUAGAAAAGAGGGACCUUUUCCCUCUUCAUCAUCAGAGGCACCAGGAAAACCAAUGAACUUAUUUGUUAGCUGGUUAAACAAUGCCCUUGAAGGAUUUGUGAGGUUACAGGGGCAGCACAUGCCAGUUCCACGCACUAGCCUUAGUGGCAGUACUGCUAGGGCCUCCUCACUCCCACUGCUUCCCGCUCUAGCCUGUCAGGUGCAUAAAUCUCAACAACCCCUAACCAAAUUUAUUAGCUGUUAUCCAUAUUACCUUUUGGCCUGGAGGCCACUCUGGAUAGGGAACAGUAGGAAUUCAGCUUGAGCACUUUUCUAUGGACACCUGGUCUGUGGAAGGUUAUGGGCUGUGGUCAUUAAGGAAUAAACCCCUGAGAGAUGCUGCAAAAGUUCCCUUGGGCUGUCCUUGCUCGGGGCAGUCACAUCAGCGCAGCACACACACCCCAUUCCUUCUAGCACCAGCCACCAUAGCACAGACGGGCUGGUCACCACAGGGCUAGCUCCGCCUGUGGCAGUUAAAUCAGCUGGCAAGAGAAGGAUGUCUGGGAUGGACACUGGGUGCCCAAAAGCAGCCAUAUGUGUGCUGGCAGCAUGAACUUUGUGUUCCAGCCUUGCCAGACCUGUCCCCACAGAUUUGCGGUGCCCAAAGCCAACAGCCACAAAGGGGUGAAGGGGGGAAUGUCUGUUGCCAAAGGCUUCCCAGCCCCUGCAUGUUCCUCCCACUUCACAGAGUCUUAUCUGUUAGGAGCCAAUGGCUGGGUGGCCCCACGCAUUAGCCCAUCUUGUCAUUUAAUUAAUUACCUUCUGGCUAAUCCCAUCUGAGCCAGACUGGGAGUGAGCAGGGCUCAGCUGCUAACCAUGGCUGCACACACUCCUCUGCCCACCAACAUCCGCUGGGGCUUGAUGACUUUCAGCAGCUCCCUGUUCAUCAACAACAAGACCCAAGACAGUGGAUCUGCCCGGAUCUACCAUCCAGGUAUAGUGGCAGAAGAAGGUUUGGCUGCAGGGGACUAUUUAUUUUUUUGCUGUUGCUUCAUCACUGCAAGCCUGCUUGGCUCAAAAAAGCAGCCAGGUGCCUCCAAGCCAUGGGAGAUGGGUUCCCUGCACCCACCCAGUGAUGGGUGAGAGCAAAAAAUAAAUGCAUUUGCUGCAAAUAAUAGCAGUUCUUGCAAGUUGCAAGGACUUCCCCAGGUGUCCCCUGUGCUGGCUUUGGGCCCUGCCAGGCUGCCCUUCAGCCAAAGCUCCUCCAGAGCUGCUGCAGCCUUGCCAGCAUGGCUGGGGCCAUCUCUCUUCCCCUGGCAAGCUGCAAGGCAGGGUCUCCCUGUGGAGAGUGAGGCCUUGGGCAGUGCCGGGGAGAUCUGCCCACCCCUGCCUUCCCCCUGCCUAGCCCGCGAGAUGCUGGCCAGCCUGCCCCUCCAGAUGAUGCUGUACUUUAAUGUCUGCUACUUCCCGUUCUGGUGCCUGGCUGAGGGGACGAUGCUCCAACUGAAGUACAGCCUGCUGCCCCAGUACUACCAGCUGCUCCUGGUUGCUGCUUUCCUCAUCCUCUCAUUGGCUGAGGGCUUCCGCCUCUAUCUGGGCUAUACAGGGAACCUACAGGAGAAGGUGCCUGAGCUCGCUGGGUUCCUCCUUCUCUCGUUCCUAAUCCAGCUCCCCCUCCUGCUUUUCCUGCUCAUGGACAACAAUAUCAUCCGACUGCCCCUGGAGACAGCUGUCCACAUCCUUUACCUAGCAUUCCUGGUCUCAGAGAUCCCAGCAUCCUUCUUUGCGCUGAAGGCAAUGACCAAGCAGCUUGCAACACAGUUCUAUCUGCAGCAGUUCAAGGAUGGAGACAGGCCACAACAUCCGAGGCAGAAAGGAGGAGGAGGCCAGGAGGUCAAGGAUGAUACUCCAGGAACAGUCCUUCUGUAGGACAAGGCAGAGUCUCCCUGCUAAGGCAGCCUCAGCAGCUCAGGGACCUUUCAGGAGCAAGGAUCAUUAAACGGUGUUCUGUGAUCUCUG